GCUGAUCCCAAAGGCGCGGCGGGGAGGGGAGCCGGGGCCCCAGCCCUGCCGGGAAACGGGUUCCCAGUCCCGGCCGAGAGCGCGGGCGCCGAGGGGACCGACCCGGACUCCCCGCAACCCCCCAACCGCCAGGCCAUGGCGCCCACGGGGCUCCUGGUGGCCGGCGCCUCCUUCCUCGCGUUCCGGGGGCUGCACUGGGGGUUGCGGCGGCUGCCCACGCCGGAAUCGGCCGCUCGGGACCGCUGGCAGUGGUGGAACCUCUGCGUCUCCCUGGCGCACAGCCUGCUCUCGGGGACCGGGGCGCUGCUCGGCCUGUCACUGUACCCUCAGAUGGCCGCCGACCCCAUCCAUGGCCACCCGCGCUGGGCUCUGGUGCUGGUGGCUGUGUCUGUGGGUUACUUCCUGGCAGACGGAGCUGACCUGCUGUGGAACCAGACCUUGGGCAAGACCUGGGAUCUUCUCUGUCAUCAUUUGGUGGUGGUGAGCUGCCUCAGCACCGCUGUUCUGUCUGGCCACUACGUGGGCUUCUCCAUGGUGUCUCUGCUCCUGGAACUGAACUCUGCCUGCUUGCACCUGCGGAAGCUGCUGUUGCUUUCUCGCCAGGCCCCAUCCCUGGCCUUCAGCGUGACCAGCUGGGCCUCCUUGGCCACCUUGGCCCUCUUCCGCCUGGUCCCGCUGGGGUGGAUGAGUCUGUGGCUGUUCCGGCAGCACCACCAGGUUCCUCUUGCUCUGGUCACCCUGGGUGGAAUUGGGCUGGUCACUGUGGGCAUCAUGAGCAUCAUAUUGGGGAUCCGUAUUCUGGUCAAUGAUGUCCUACAGUCUCGACCCCAUCCACCCAGCCCUGGCCAUGAGAAAACCAGGGGGACCAGGACACGUCGUGACAAUGGACCUGUCACCAGCAACAGUUCGACUCUCAGCCUGAAAGACUAGAGAGAAGCCAUGGGCCCCUCGCUGGGGGAGGUGGGGCCAGGACAAGGAGAUGAGGGUCUUCCAUGCACAGUCCCCCAUCAGGGUGAGGGCCAGACUUGCUCAUCAGAAUCUCAGUUUCUCUUCCAGCUAACUCACAUCCCUUCCCCUUCCUCGGAUCUAAGAAGAAAUGCUGAUGUUGGAUGGGUGGGAACCUGGGUUUCUGUUCACUGAAAUCCGUCAUCAGAUGAGCAUCCUUUCCAGCAAAUAAACUCAAGAGGUACAGCUAGAGCUAUCAGUAAAGGGUGGCAGGAGGCAUGCAGCUGGAAGAAACUGCCAGUGGAGACAGAAGCUCUUUGCUUUAACCCAGGGACAGAUGGGGGAAGGUGAAGUCCCACUAGGAUCAGAGAGAUCUGGUAUGGGGCGGGUGGGGACAGAGAGAAAAGAGAUCUCACCUAUAACCAAAUUCUGGCAGUGGGAGGAAGGUAGAGGAGGUGCUAUCUGUAGCAGCAGAGAUGGACGUGAUAGUUGCCAAGAGACAGAACCUGGGCCACAGCAAUUGCUGCUGAUGUUUCUGGUUCUCAAAGCCACACUCCUGUUUUUCUUUUUCUUUUUCUUUUUUUUUAUGAGACGGAAUCUUACUCUGUCACCCAGGCUGGAGUGUAGUGGCACGAUUUCGGCUCACUGCAACCUCAGCCUCCUGGGUUCAAGUGAUUGUCCUGCCUUAGCCUCCCGAGUAGCUGUGACUUCAGGCAUGCACCACCAAGCCCAGCUAAUUUUUGUAUUUUUUGGUGGAGAGGAGGUUUCACCAUGUUGCCCAGGCUGGUCUCGAACUCCUGACCUCAAGUAAUCCACCUGCCUCGGCCUCCCAGAGUGCUGGGAUUACAGACGUGAGAACAGGCGCACACUCCUGUUUUUCUCCUUAACCCUGGUCCUGCUGUGUCUAGCCUUUUAUUUUUAUUUUUAUUUUUAGUAUCUUUUGACUUUUCUUUUUUCUUUUCUUUUUUUUUUUUUUUUUUUGAGACAAGUUCUUGCUCUGUUGCCCAGGAUGGAGUGCAGUGGCUUGAUCUUGGCUCACUGCAAUCUCUGCCUCCCAGGCUCAAGCAAUUCUCCUGCCUCCCACCUCAGCCUCCCAAGUAGCUGGGACUACAGGUGCACGCCACUGCACCAGGCUAAUUUUUGUAUUUUUUUGUAGAGACCAGGUUUUGCCAUGUUGCCCAGGCUGGUCUCAAACUUUUGCACUCAAGUGAUCCACCCACCUCAGCCUCCCAAAGUGCUGGGAUUACAGACGUGAGCCACCGUACCCGACCCCUUUUGACUUUUCAAAGACAAUUCGGAUUCUUAGAGGAAUGAACACAGGGCUGGUUUGUCUUCUUAGGACGGCACUGAAGUCUAGAAUUACAGAAGGAAAGGUGCCCAGUACAGAGUUUUCCCAGGCCCAGGCUUUCAUGGAAGAACAAGGGCAGAGGUAGACUGUGUGAGAGAAGGCUGCAGGAGGAUAAAGGAAUAGCUGGCCCUCUGGCUGGGCGCAGCAGCUCACGCCUGUAAUCCCAGCACUUUGGGAGGCCGAGGCGGGAGGAUCACCUGAGGUCAGGAGUUCAAGACCAGCCUGGUCAACAUGGUGAAACCCUGUCUCUACUAAAAAUACAAAAUUAGCCGGGCAUGGUGGUGCAUGCCUGUAAUCCCAGCUACUCAGGAGGCUGAGGCAGGAGAAUCGCUUGAACCCAGGAGGCAGAGGUUGCAGUGAGCCGAGGUCGUGCCACUGCACUCCAGCCUGGGCAAACAGAGUGAGACUCUUGUCUCUAAAGAAAAAAAAAAAAGGAAGAGCUGGGACUUUUCUGAGAUACAUUCAUAAAGUCUUCUUCCUCCCUGCUGCUUCUGCUGCGUUUUUUUCUGUUGAACAAGACCCCUUCCUUCCCAGAACAUCGAGGUGACGGGAAGUGCCCAGCAGAUUAAGUCUGCUGUUCCACUAAACAAUGGACUGAGAGAGGCAACCCUUAGCCAUCCACAGAAAAGCUACAUGAGCAAAAGCAAGAGACAGGAAGAUUGUCUUCAAAAAAAAACAAAACAAAACAAAAACCUUGCUAAGAAGCGGAGGUACAGAAAGAUACGAAGAAUGACAGAGACAGACAUACAUAGAUUGAGUGAUAGAUAGAAAGAGAGAAGGAUUAUUCACAUAGAGGUGACAGAGGCAAAGAAGGAUGGAGGGCAAAAGAGACAGGCCCUAGCAGAAAUAUGGAGAAAGGCUGUCAUAGAUCCUGAGAGACACCAAAGUCACAGAACUGAUAAAAGGGUUAUAAACAAAAAGGACCAGAAAAAUAGAAAUGAAGGCCGACAAGAAGAGACCCCAAGGCUGAAAGGCACAGAGAGUCUAGACAGUGAAAUAGAGUGAGUGACAAGGAGAAACACCCAGGCUCAGGAGUGAUGGAGGAAAUACUGGCAGAUAGAGAGAUCAGAAGAGCAAGAGGAGAGGUGGGAACAGAGAAGAGCGGGGACGAGUCCGGGGAGCUGAGAAGCAGAAGGCGGAGGAGGCAGUCAGUGGGAAGAUUCACUGACAGAAGAGACCAGGAGAUAUGGGGACUUGGAGGCAGGCAGAAAGACAAAGGACAAACAGCUGCAGCGCAAACCCUAAAGACAGGCUGACAGUAACCGGUCGGCAGAGACUGGUAGGAAGAUAAGGACAAGUCAGAAUCAGGGGUGUCAACUGAGAUGCAAAUAUAGGCAAAGGAGCUGACAAAGAGAAUCACAGAGAGAAAAAAAAGGAGGAGAGCACAGAACAAUUUAAAUAUCCAGGCUGGGCAUGGUGGGUCACGCCUGUAAUCCCAGCAUUUUGGGAGGCCGAGGCAGGCGGAUCACGAGGUCAGGAGAUGACCAUCCUGGCUAACAUGGUGAAACACCAUCUCUACUAAAAAUACAAAAAAUUGGCCGGGCGUGGUGGCAGGCGCCCGUAAUCCCGGCUACUGAGGAGGCUGAGGCAGGAGAAUCGUUUGAACCUGGGAGGCCGAGGUUGUUAUAAUGAGCCGAGAUAGUGCCACUGCAGUCCAGCAGGGGUGACAGAGUGAGACUCCGUCUCAAAAAAAAAAAUUGAAUAUCCAAAGAACAAAGAAGAGGCAGGAACCCAGAAAUGAAAAGAGGAGGAAAAAUACAGGUGUGAAAAAAAAAUGAGAGGGAUUGUGAGAAGUCUCCAUCAUAGAGUCAUAAAAACAGGCGCAAAGGAUGAAAAUACAUCGAGACUGAGGAAAACACAGUUGGAAGGAGCUAAACACAAGCAGAAAAUAAGAGCAGAGCAUUUAAAUGUAAUUAGAUAAAAACCCAAGAGGCAAAGGUAUAGAUAGUGAGCUAGAGAAACAAUGCAGAAUUUUGUCAGAGUCUGUACUUCUAGAAGUCAUGUUUGCUGGCUGGGCAUGGUGGCUCACGCCUGUAAUCCCAGCACUUUGGGAGGCCGAGGUAGGAGGAGUGGUUGAGCUCAGGAGUUCAAGACCAGUCUGGGCAACAUAUUGAGACCUCCUCUCUACAAAAAAAAAAAAUUUUCUUUUUUCUUUCUUUUCUUCUUUUUUUUUUUUUUUUUUUGAGACAGUUUCAUUCUUGCUGCCCAGGCUGGAAUGCAGUGGCACAAUCUUGGCUCACUGCAACCUCCACCUCCUGGACUCAAGUGAUUCUCCUGCCUCAGCCUCCCUAGUAGCUGGGAUUACAGGUACCCACCACCACACUCGGCUAAUUUUUGUGUUUUUAGUAGAGACAGGAUUUCACCAUAUUGGCCAGGCUGGUCUCAAACUCCUGACCUCAGGUGAUCCGCCCACCUUGGGCUCCCAAACUACUGGGAUUAUAUGCGUGAGCCAACACACCCGGCCAAAAAAAAAUUUUUAAUUAAAAAAAAAAGUCAUAUCUGCAAAACUCAAUUUGCCAUCUUAACUGAAUGCCUUGAUUAACAAAAAUGUUGUCUGCCUUGAGUUUUUAAAGAAAAAGAAAUAUGACAAACUCAUGUGAGGAAUCUAUUCCUUAAAUAUCUGUUGAGGUUGAUAUGAAUUGAUUCUAAGUCAUACACCUUUUCUUUGGCCACUGGUAUACAUUCAUGAUGGUUUGAGUGAGUGUCCCUUUUGGUAAUACUUGAUAGUGUCUAUGAGGCCGGGCGUGGUGGCUCACGCCUGUAAUCCCAGCACUUUGGGGGACCGAGGCAGGUGAAAUCCCAUCUCUACUAAAAAUAAAAAAAAUUAGCCGGGCGUGGUGGCGGGCGCCUGUAGUCCCAGCUACUCAGGAGGCUGAGGCAGGAGAAUGGCAUGAACCCGGGAGGCGGAGCUUGCAGUGAGCCAAGAUCGUGCCACUGCACUCCAGCCUGGGUGACAGAGCAAGACUCCGUCUUAAAAAAUAAAUAAAUAAAUAAAUAGACAGAUAGAUAGAUAGAUAGUGUCUAUGAAGGCUGCCCAAGAACUUGACCAUUAGGGAAACAUGGCUGUUUCUGUGGAUUAACUAGUCAAGCCCAUACAGGAAGAGUGAGGUCAGCUCCCAGGUGGGGCAGGAUGUAGUGGACGCUUGGAAGAAUUUGGGACCACACACGAAUUGCUACCAUGGUGAGCCAGUGAAACUUGAGGAAGGCAGGACUGGAUUGUGAUUACAACUGAGUAAGUAGGCAGAGAAUUGGAGUGUGGGCAACAUAAAGAUGAUGUGAAUCAAAGAAGAAUGGUCAAUUAAGACCCUAAAAAAAGGACGUUCAAAAAUGCAGAGGUUAAAAAAAAAAAAAGCAGAGAUUGCCAGAUGCUCCAUUUGGUAGGAGUCUGCUUAGCACAGUGGUGCUUCGCCAGACUUUACCGUGGCCCAGGGAAAUGGUCCUCAAGACGGACUCCAUGUCUACCAAGCUACUUGCUAAUGAUUUCUUUGUCCUCCAGGACAGGGAAGGGGCUUUUCUGGAUGGGAUACAUUGAUAUUUUAUGGCCUUGAAACACUAUCCUGAUUAUAAAUUAAUAAAUUGCUAUGCAAAUAA
This is a messenger RNA of Homo sapiens (human), 5884 nucleotides long. RefSeq names its product TLC domain containing 2 (gene TLCD2). NCBI's taxonomy places the organism in Eukaryota, Metazoa, Chordata, Mammalia, Primates, Hominidae. Bases 136 to 930 code for a protein of 264 amino acids. The record is from RefSeq and is marked validated. Gene Ontology annotation, cellular component: plasma membrane; membrane. The transcript has 4 exons.